Molecule: messenger RNA, 630 nt
Organism: Blepharisma stoltei
Lineage: Eukaryota; Ciliophora; Heterotrichea; Heterotrichida; Blepharismidae
Source: the annotation of a GenBank genome assembly
AUGAAGUCGCAAGCACUGAUUAUUUUAGCUCUUACAGUUAUUGCUGUAAACGCCACUUUGGGGACUGAUGUCUCAACUGCAGUAUCUGCAAGCCAAUGGAGCUGCUUGAAAAGUAACUCAAGAGUAUUUACAAUUAUCCGUGGGUAUCAAAGUUUCGGACAAGUUGACCCUAACGUUGUGAAUAAUAUUAAAAAUGCAAGAGCAGGAGGCCAAGCUGAUGUAGACGUAUAUAUUUUCCCUUGUGUUACCUGUGGAAAUCCAGCAGGACAAGCUACAGCACUAGUUGAUGCUAUUAGAGGGCAAAAUUAUGGAAUGGUUUGGAUUGAUAUUGAAGUGUAUCAAUGGUCAAGCAGCUUAACUUCCAAUCAAGCUUUUAUUACAACAAUGGCCAAUACACUUAAAAAUCUUGGACAGCAUGUCGGAAUUUAUACAAGCUACUAUAACUGGCAAAGCAUUGUAGGGCUCAGCUGGAGUGGAGUUUCCUGGGCACCUCUUUGGUAUGCUCAUUAUGACAAUAACCCAAGCUUCAGUGAUUUCCAAGCUUUCGGAGGCUGGUCAAGCCCUGCUAUGAAGCAGUAUAACGGAUCCAGCACCAUUUGUGGAGUUGGAGUAGAUCUCGAUUGGUAUUAA